AUGGAUUAUGCGAAUCUCAUAUUUAACCAAAUGGGCGGCUUGCUUUGUACUGAAAUCACCCUCUGGAAUGCCAUGGUAAGAGGCUAUGCGUAUAAUGGACCUUGCGAGAAUUGCUUAUCUCUGUUUGAUGAAAUGACUGUGAGAGGUAUUAAACCGAAUAAUUUCACCUACCCAUAUGUUAUUAACGCGUGUUCUCAAAUGGGUUCAUUUCUUGUUGGCCAAAAGGUACAUGGCCUUGUUGUAAAGUCAGGAUUUGGGUGGGCUUUUUCCGUUGGGAAUUCGCUUUUUGAUUUUUAUGUGAAAAAAGCCGAGUCUUUGGACAUGGGAUUGGUGAAAAUUGGAAGUUUUGAUGAUGCUCGGAAGAUGUUUGAUGAAGUUUCUGAGAAAACGGUUGAGUUGUGGAAUAAAAUGAUAGGGAAGUAUGCAAUUACAGGUGAUGUGACUAAUGCGAAAGAGCUGUUCGAUGAAAUGCCUAAGAGAGAUGUUGUUUCUUGGAAUACCAUGAUAUCUACCUAUGCUAAAGCAGGCGAUGUUGAAAACGCCAGCGAUCUAUUUCAGCGGGCCCCACAAAAGAAUGUGGUGACAUGGACCACGAUGCUCGGGGCAUAUGCAGCUGUAGAAGACGUCGAAACCGCACAUAAACUGUUUGAGAAAAUGCCCGCCAGAAAUGGGAAUAUCAGCAGGCACUAG
Messenger RNA from Erythranthe guttata (spotted monkey flower), 690 nucleotides. Lineage: Eukaryota; Viridiplantae; Streptophyta; Magnoliopsida; Lamiales; Phrymaceae. The record is from RefSeq and is a predicted model, not a curated record.